Molecule: messenger RNA, 837 nt
Organism: Culex quinquefasciatus (southern house mosquito)
Lineage: Eukaryota; Metazoa; Arthropoda; Insecta; Diptera; Culicidae
Product: tRNA (guanine-N(7)-)-methyltransferase
Exons: 3
Coding region: 86-805 (239 amino acids)
Biological process (GO): RNA (guanine-N7)-methylation; tRNA methylation
Cellular component (GO): tRNA methyltransferase complex
Molecular function (GO): tRNA (guanine(46)-N7)-methyltransferase activity
Source: RefSeq, a predicted model, not a curated record
AUAAACAUUUAGCUGUCAAAAUUCUAAUCGUUCCACUAGUUCUGGUGGAAAAAAGUUGUUGAAAAUUUAAUAUUCUGUUGAAACGAUGGAGGUCGACAGCAAGAAGUCGUCGGAUGUGGUCACGAAGCUACCUCAGAAGCGCUUCUACCGGCAACGUGCUCAUUCCAAUCCGAUUGCGGACCAUAGCUUCCAGUAUCCAGCCCAUCCGGAUGAGUACGAAUGGAGUCAGCAUUAUCCGGAUAUUGGAGAUAGGCGGGUGGCAUUUGCGGACAUUGGCUGUGGGUACGGCGGCUUUUUGGUGACGCUGGGUGAAAUUUAUCCGGACAAGUUCGCCGUUGGGAUGGAGAUUCGGGUGAAGGUUUCGGACUACGUGAUGGAUCGGAUUGAUGCACUGCGAAAGUUGCACGAGGGCCAGUACCGGAACGUGGCCUGCAUUCGGACCAACGCGAUGAAGUACUUGACUAAUUUCUUCCAUAAGGCCCAGCUGGAGAAGAUGUUCUUCCUGUAUCCGGAUCCGCACUUCAAGAAGGCCAAGCACAAGUGGCGAAUCAUCAAUUCGGCGCUGCUCAGCGAGUACAGCUACGUGCUGCGGAAGGGAGGACUUAUCUACACCGUGACGGACGUGCGGGAUUUGCACGAGUGGAUGUGCAAGCACAUCGAGCAGCAUCCGGCGUUCGAGCGGCUGAGCGAGGCCGAGGUGGAGGCGGACAUUUUGUCCGAGAAGUUGCUCGAUAGCAGCGAAGAGGGGAAGAAGGUGACCCGAAACAAGGGCGACAAGUUUGUGGCGAUCUUCCGGCGGGUUUGAAUAAAAGCGAAUGGUUUUUGUCGAUUAUUGUA